AGGCUGCUGAGUUCGAUCGAUCCAUUGUAGUAAUUAAUUCUGAGCAAGCAAGCUAGCUAGCUGCUCUCAAACGCCACAGAUCUACGUACAUUGAUUAGGGACACAAGGAUCCAUAUCCAUGGCGGCGGCGGCUGCUUUCUCCUCCACCACCUCCAUCGCAGCGCCGGCCUCGACGCCGGGCAUCUUCCUCGGGAAGAAGAAGCUCAUCAGGAAGCAGCAGCACGUGCACAAGAGGAGCUGCCGUGGCCAUGGCAGGGGGUUGUUGUGCAGCAGAGUCUUCGCCUAUAAGCAGCAGGAGGUGGACGAGGCGAAGCAGACCGACUCCGACAGGUGGAAGGGCCUGGCCUACGACAUCUCCGACGACCAGCAGGACAUCACCAGGGGCAAGGGCCUCGUCGACUCCCUCUUCCAGGCGCCCAUGGGGGACGGCACCCACGAGGCCGUGCUCACCUCCUACGAGUACAUCAGCCAGGGCCUCAGGCACUACAGCUUCGACAACACCAUGGACGGCUACUACAUCGCGCCGGCCUUCAUGGACAAGCUCGUCGUCCACAUCGCCAAGAACUUCAUGGCCCUGCCAAACAUCAAGGUUCCCCUCAUCUUGGGUAUCUGGGGAGGCAAGGGUCAAGGAAAAUCCUUCCAGUGUGAGCUGGUCUUCGCCAAGAUGGGCAUCACCCCCAUCAUGAUGAGCGCCGGAGAGCUUGAGAGCGGCAACGCCGGUGAGCCCGCCAAGCUCAUCAGGCAGCGUUACCGUGAGGCCGCCGACAUCAUCAAGAAGGGCAAGAUGUGCUGCCUGUUCAUCAACGAUCUCGACGCCGGUGCCGGUCGCAUGGGCGGCACCACCCAGUACACGGUGAACAACCAGAUGGUGAACGCCACCCUGAUGAACAUCGCCGACAACCCCACCAACGUGCAGCUCCCCGGAAUGUACAACAAGGAGGAGAACCCCCGGGUGCCCAUCGUGGUCACCGGCAACGACUUCUCCACCCUGUACGCGCCGCUGAUCCGUGACGGUCGUAUGGAGAAGUUCUACUGGGCUCCCACCCGCGAGGACAGGAUCGGCGUGUGCUUGGGCAUCUUCCGCACCGACGGCGUACCCCAGGAGGACGUGACCAAGCUCGUCGACACCUUCCCCGGCCAGUCCAUCGACUUCUUCGGCGCGCUGCGUGCCCGGGUGUACGACGACGAGGUCCGCAAGUGGGUCGCCGAGACGGGCGUGGAGAACAUCGGCAAGAAGCUCGUCAACUCCAAGGAGGGCCCUCCCAAGUUCGAGCAGCCCAAGAUGACGAUCGAGAAGCUGCUGGAGUACGGGCACAUGCUGGUGGCGGAGCAGGAGAACGUCAAGCGUGUGCAGCUUGCCGACAAGUACCUCAGCGAGGCGGCUCUUGGUGAGGCUAACGAGGACGCCAUGAAAACUGGCGCCUUCUUCAAGUAGAAAUGUAGAAAACCAACCUCUUGCCAUUGAUCGAAUUGCUAGGCGGCCAAUUAAGUUUGCAAGAUUGAUGUUUUACUCUUCUUUGUACUAAUUAAUUAAUUAAUUAAUUAAAGUGCCGGCCGGAUCUGGCCAAGCGAUAGCUGGGCAUGAAAA
Panicum hallii is the source of this 1588-nucleotide messenger RNA. RefSeq names its product ribulose bisphosphate carboxylase/oxygenase activase, chloroplastic. Gene Ontology annotation, molecular function: ATP binding; ribulose-1,5-bisphosphate carboxylase/oxygenase activator activity; ATP hydrolysis activity. The transcript has 4 exons. Gene Ontology annotation, cellular component: chloroplast stroma; thylakoid. Bases 119 to 1435 code for a protein of 438 amino acids. The record is from RefSeq and is a predicted model, not a curated record. Lineage: Eukaryota; Viridiplantae; Streptophyta; Magnoliopsida; Poales; Poaceae.